GGCUUUAUAUGCGUGCUGGAGGGGCCCGUAAGUCCCGCCUCCUCCUGGGCAGGAGACCAAUAGGCUUCCGCCUGCAGGGGCAGUCUGCUGAUGUCACGGCUCUUGUGUGCAGUGGACCAAUGGGCUCGCAGCUCCCGCUGACAUCAGCCAGCAGUCGGUUCCUCCAGCACACAGCUUCGUUUUCUGCUCAGCUUCUGUGUUUAAAUGGAGGCUGCUCUGUCGCUGUAGGAGCUUCUGUGUUUUAGCUGCGCCGCGCGCUGACAUGCAGCUCGUCUGAGGCAUGAUGGUCGUAGACGCUCCUAAUCCCAACGGGCCGUUCCCGCCUGUGGCUCUAAUGCACUUCAGAGAUGUGGCUCCGGCCGAGCAGGAGAAGCUCUUCAUCCAGAAGCUGCGUCAGUGCUGCGUUCUGUUCGACUUUCUGUCCGAUCCGCUCAGCGACCUGAAAUGGAAGGAGGUGAAGCGGGCGGCGCUGAGCGAGAUGGUGGAGUACAUCAACCACAAUCGCAAUGUCAUCACGGAGCCCAUUUACCCGGAGGUGGUGCACAUGUUCGCUGUGAACAUGUUCAGGGCUCUGCCGCCUUCAUCGAACCCGACGGGAGCAGAGUUCGACCCGGAGGAGGAUGAACCCACUCUGGAAGCAGCCUGGCCUCAUCUACAGCUGGUGUACGAGUUUUUCCUGCGGUUUCUCGAGUCGCCCGACUUUCAGCCGAAUAUUGCCAAGAAAUACAUCGACCAGAAAUUUGUGAUGCAGCUUCUGGAGUUGUUUGACAGUGAAGAUCCACGAGAGAGAGAUUUCCUGAAAACCACCCUGCAUCGAAUAUAUGGAAAGUUUCUCGGGCUGCGCGCUUACAUUAGAAAGCAAAUUAAUAACAUAUUUUACAGGCUGCUGAAGGUUUUGCUGCCGCUGCAUAAAGUGAAGUCUCUGAGCGUCUAUCACCCGCAGCUGGCGUAUUGUGUGGUUCAGUUCCUGGAGAAGGACAGCACGCUCACUGAACCGGUGGUCGUGGCUCUUCUCAAGUACUGGCCCAAGACUCACAGUCCGAAGGAGGUGAUGUUCCUCAACGAGCUGGAGGAGAUCCUGGACGUGAUCGAGCCGUCCGAGUUCGUGAAGGUCAUGGAGCCGCUCUUCUGUCAGCUGGCCAAGUGUGUGUCCAGUCCUCACUUCCAGGUGGCAGAGAGAGCGCUUUAUUACUGGAAUAACGAGUACAUCAUGAGUCUCAUCAGCGACAACGCAGCCAAGAUCUUACCCAUCAUGUUCCCCGCGCUUUACCGCAACUCCAAGAGCCACUGGAACAAGACCAUUCACGGCUUGAUCUAUAACGCACUGAAGCUCUUCAUGGAGAUGAACCAGAAGCUGUUUGACGACUGCACACAACAGUUCAGAGCCGAGAAGAACAAAGAGAAGGCCAAGCUGAAGGAGAGAGAGGAGGCCUGGAUGAAGAUCGAGAGUCUGGCCAAGUCAAACCCGCAGUACGUUUUGUGUGUUGAUCCGUCUGGACUAAACAGUCCUGUAGAAAUGGAGACUGAUGGUCCCUUUAUAGAAGAUGUUCAGAUGUUAAAAAAGACAGUGCAGGCCAGAGCCCUUCAGAUGGCGAGGGAGCAGAGGAAGGAGCGGCCGCUCAUCAGACGUAAAUCGGAUCUUCCUCAGGACUCGUACACCACGAAAGCCUUGGAGACGCACCGGCGCGCCGAAGACAUGAUGACCAACCACGACAGCCGCUAGCUCACACCGCUCACGCUCAGGUUGUCGUUUCUCUGGUGUUUUCUUGACUCUCUUCCUGUGGUUCGUACCUCACCAUCGGUCUGGCCGGCUCGCUGCUGCGUGGAUGAGAAGACACUCGAAGCUGAAAUUCUCCAGCGCAAGCGGAAAGCUUUCUUAGCGUUUCAGAUUUGUGUUUAUUUUCAGGGACGGUUGCCAGUGCCAAUACUGUCGUGUUGAUUAGCUUCCAGAGAUUUAUUUGUGUGUUUAUUGCUUCAGCUAAUGUGGUGUUUCAGACUAAAGCACGUAUGUCACGUGUUCUCUCUGUGUGUCGCUCAGAUCUGAUGACUUUAGUUAGUUCACUUCUGUGCCAUGAUGAACUCUGACCGUUUAGUUGAACUUUGUUUCUCUGGCAGAAUCUGCCACUCAUUGUGCUGUUUUACUGGUUCAAACAAUGGUACUGUUUCUCGAUCAGAUCAGUGGCGUCCGGAGCGAAGGCCGCGUGUCGUGUGCGACGGCUGAAUGUCACAAACAUUCCCGGAUCAAUUCACCCGGCACGGCUGUUACAGCAGAGCUCUGGGAUCCGUUAGCAAGCUCUUCUGAUCUCCAGACUCCAGCCGUACGGACUGUGACUCUAAAACACGUCCAGAAGGAUCUCAGUGCCUUUCAGCGGCUGUGACGGCGAUUCUGAUGAGAGCCUUCGGUCCGUUCGGAUGAAUCCAGAUCCAAACGCAGCGAUGUGAUGCCGACGCUUCGAAUGUUCAUUUCCAUCUGGAUGUUUUCCUGUUAUUUUAUUGAACUACCUAGAAGCACUUCCUGAAAACUUGAAAACUCUACUCUGUGUGUGUGUGUGUGUGAGAGAGUGUGUGAGAGUGUGUGUGUGUGUGUGUGUGUGUGUGAGUGAGUGAGUGUGUGU
Molecule: messenger RNA, 2615 nt
Organism: Sinocyclocheilus anshuiensis
Lineage: Eukaryota; Metazoa; Chordata; Actinopteri; Cypriniformes; Cyprinidae
Gene: ppp2r5ca
Product: protein phosphatase 2, regulatory subunit B', gamma a
Exons: 13
Coding region: 281-1723 (480 amino acids)
Biological process (GO): protein dephosphorylation; signal transduction
Cellular component (GO): nucleus; protein phosphatase type 2A complex; cytosol
Molecular function (GO): protein phosphatase activator activity
Source: RefSeq, a predicted model, not a curated record